GAUAGUUGGUUGUGUCUUUAAAUAGCCGAUGGUCGACCUCUGAUAUUUAAACCUACAACCGGUGUUAAAUCUAGUUUAAAUCGCAAGACGCUGCGGUUUCAGUUCGUCUCUUCCUGGUUCCGUACGUCAUCUGUCUACGACGCUACGGAAGUGUGAGGUGGCACCGUAGCAGCUAGUUAGCUAGCAUACCUAGCUCCGACAUGUCUGCCAUAUUUAACUUCCAGAGCCUGUUAACAGUGAUCCUACUGCUCAUCUGUACCUGUGCCUACCUUAGAGCCAUGGCCCCUAGUCUCCUGGACAAGAACAAGACUGGGCUCUUGGGUAUCUUUUGGAAAUGUUCCAGAAUAGGUGAGAGGAAGAGUCCGUACGUGGCGGUUUGUUGUGUCAUCAUGGCCCUCUCCAUCCUCUUCUCCGAUUAACAGCUCGCCCUUCGCCGCACGCUAAGCACUGUGGGAUUCCGAGUGGAAGACUGAAGAAGAUGGCAGCAGUAUGAGACCGCGAUCACAGAGGAGGCCUGCAUGGGACACAGCUGUUUUUCCCCCCCAGUUUCUUUUGGGUGGGGUGUCAGGUGGGGUGCGGAUAAUGGACUGUAGUAACACAUAAGGACCCUCUCUGGAGAACAACACAAGCCUCCGUCUUCCAUCCCUCCUUCCUUCUCUUCUCCUGGUGGCCAUUUCAUCAAUUCAGUUGUUAAAAUGGCCUCCUGGACCUCUCUGUAAACAGACAGUUGUUGUUUAUUGACUUUUGUUGUUUUCGUUGUCCACUGUGUUAUUAUCCCGUAGGGAUCGCCCCAUGUCUUUCCCUCCACUCUGAUCUGUAAUGAGGGCCAUGUGGUAGAUGGCCAGAGGUUGGAGAGCAGUGUUUGAUAGUUGACAGUGUUUUUUUUGUGUUUUUCUGUACAUUAAAGACCCGGUGGAUGAGACUACUCGACCACUGUUGACGGUC
Molecule: messenger RNA, 945 nt
Organism: Salmo salar (Atlantic salmon)
Lineage: Eukaryota; Metazoa; Chordata; Actinopteri; Salmoniformes; Salmonidae
Gene: tmem167a
Product: transmembrane protein 167A
Source: RefSeq, a predicted model, not a curated record